AUGGACAUAUGCAAAGAGCAACCCCAUAUUGAGGAGUGGCACCUGAUUGGCCUUCUCUCAUCCUUCCCCGACAUCAGCCAAGACAAUGAACGCUGUCAUGUCUUACCUGCGUGCAAGACCCUGAGCGUUCCUAAUGCCAAAUCGGCACAAUCCAGGAAUCGCUUAUCAGAUCUGAAUGAUCAGGUGCUCCAAUGUCCGCACUCGUCGUUCCCUCUAAAACAGGGUAAUUUGUUUGAUAUCGAGGAUAUUGGAACGCCACAUGGUGCUGGAAUUCGAUGUUUUAGGCAUGGUUGGAAGUUUGACCUCUUCACUGGGAAGGGGGAUAGUGGGCCUCACAAGCUAAAUUUGUGGGAUAUUGAGCUGCGGGAUAGCGAAGCAUCUGCGGGUGCUGACAAGGAGGUUUGGGUCAGGAGACCACCCCAAGCCCCGAAUUAG
Penicillium salamii is the source of this 435-nucleotide messenger RNA. The record is from the annotation of a GenBank genome assembly. Lineage: Eukaryota; Fungi; Ascomycota; Eurotiomycetes; Eurotiales; Aspergillaceae.